Messenger RNA from Cinclus cinclus, 1834 nucleotides. It is a transcript of the gene TMEM165, whose product is annotated as transmembrane protein 165. Gene Ontology annotation, cellular component: Golgi apparatus. Gene Ontology annotation, molecular function: manganese ion transmembrane transporter activity; calcium ion transmembrane transporter activity. NCBI's taxonomy places the organism in Eukaryota, Metazoa, Chordata, Aves, Passeriformes, Cinclidae. The record is from RefSeq and is a predicted model, not a curated record. The transcript is spliced from 5 exons. Bases 27 to 815 code for a protein of 262 amino acids. Gene Ontology annotation, biological process: Golgi calcium ion transport; manganese ion transmembrane transport; Golgi calcium ion homeostasis.
GCCCCUCAGCUCCGCGCUCGGCCGCCAUGGGGUCCCCGCUGCCGCCGCCGCCGCUCCCCCGGGCCGCCGCUCUGCUGCUGGCGGCCGCGCUGCUGCUGGCGGCUCCGGCGCGGCUCCGCGCCGCUCCCGAGGAAGAGCCCGGCAGGAAGAAGGAGCCGCCGCCACCGCCGGCGGCGCAGGGAGCGGAGCCCCGGGCUGAGAAAGGCUCCUCACUAGUUGCUCCAGUCCACGUUGUCAGUGAAGAGUCAGCUGACAAGACUAACCUGGGCUUUAUUCAUGCCUUUGUGGCUGCUAUAUCGGUCAUCAUCGUGUCAGAGCUGGGGGACAAGACCUUCUUCAUAGCAGCCAUCAUGGCCAUGCGCUACAACCGUCUGACUGUGCUGGCUGGUGCUAUGCUUGCCCUGGGACUGAUGACGUGUUUAUCAGUUUUGUUUGGCUAUGCCACCACGGUUAUUCCUCGGGUGUACACGUACUAUGUGUCAACAGCACUGUUUGCAAUCUUUGGCAUCCGAAUGCUUCGGGAAGGCUUGAAAAUGAGUCCAGAUGAGGGUCAGGAAGAGCUGGAGGAAGUUCAAGCAGAAAUUAAAAAAAAAGAUGAGGAACUGCAGAGAACUAAACUGUUAAAUGGGCCAGGAGAUGUGGAAUCUGGGCCAGGCACCACUAUGCCUCAGAAGAAGUGGCUGCACUUUAUUUCACCAAUCUUUGUUCAAGCUUUUACUUUAACAUUUCUAGCAGAAUGGGGCGAUCGCUCCCAAUUAACAACCAUAGUCUUGGCUGCCAGAGAGGAGGUAUCAGAUUCACACCUGCUGCCUUGAUGUGCCUUAUGUAGUUUGUGUCAAGACCUGACAGUAAAUGCACUGAAGCUCUGUGUAGUAUUAAAACUUCUGUUACAUGAUUGGAACUGCACUGGCAUUUCUGGAAAUAGCUGCUUUGUCAUGCAGCUGAAAUCAGUUGGGUUUUGUUACAGUGUUGAGACGUGUUACAGAAGAGAUGUUUCUUUGCUCUUUGUGGUAGUUCAGUUUUAACUGGGUAACUUUAAAAGAUACUUCCAUUCCAUCAAGCUUUAAACUCUUAGGAAGAUACCUCCUCAGAUACCUCUUGUUAAAAUAUGACUUAAUAUAGUACAGUGCAUAGAAAGACAAUAAACUCUAAACUGCUGGGCACUAAGUAAUGCUGUAAAUUAAAUGAUAUGCAUUGUGGUGAUUAGAGUGUGUAUAACUGUAUUAUACUUGAAGGAAAAUGAAGGCUUGUAGUCAGGCUUUUAAUAAACAUAAGUAGCUUGCCUGUGCUCUUUCAUGCAUUGAGAUAAUUUACAUUUUUUUUCCUUAGGAUUCAUGCUUCUUUCAGGUGCCCUUUCAAACAUUCCCUAGGGAUAAAUCAGGGCUGUUUAAUGAAGGAGGCUGUAACCUGCAGGAGCCUUUUGUCUCAGUUACAGAGUAGGGAAGAUGUUUAGAACUAACAGCAGGGGAGGAUGAUCUCAUUGUUCUUGGAAAAAAAAAAGGAAGCACUACAGCCUCUGCCCAGUUUGCUAGGCAAGUUGCUUAAGCCCAUCUUUUUAUGGGGGAUUUUUGACUUCUGGUUUGCAUUUCCUAAGUGUCCCCUUAGGAAGUGUCUUGUCAGACACUUUAGUCUGGUUUGAGAAGUGCUGAGCAUCGUAGUUAAAACCUGUGGGCUAUACCUGUAGAAUUAUGAAAUGUUCAUAAGAGUGCUACCAAACAAAAAAUGAAUGGAAGGUGUCUUGAUACUGGCUUUCAAAAUCAGUGAAUAAUUAUGCUGGAAUGUGGGGAUGAGAUCCACCUUCUGCCAGUGAGGGCUGUAUAGGUAAUUGCUGGCU